Molecule: messenger RNA, 996 nt
Organism: Exophiala xenobiotica
Lineage: Eukaryota; Fungi; Ascomycota; Eurotiomycetes; Chaetothyriales; Herpotrichiellaceae
Exons: 1
Coding region: 1-996 (331 amino acids)
Source: RefSeq, a predicted model, not a curated record
AUGGCUUCCAGUGCAAGUCAAAUGCACUACUUUGAAGGCAUUGCGCCGCCGACGGACACAGCGGUGCUGAUAUGUAAAGCAAUCCGAUCGACGAGGCACCGGCUUCAAGCGUGCAACGCGGUCGACGUCAACCUUAUCUACGAUAUCCACACACUCGCCAAUACGGACUUCUUUCGCUUUGACGUGCAGGCCGCAAGGAUGCAUGUAAGGGCCGUUGCGCAAUUGGUCGGUCAGAUUGGAGGCUUGAAGUCACUCGACCCUGCCUGGCGCGAAUGGUUCAUCCUCGGAGACGAGUUCAUAGCAGCCGAACUGCUUUACAAGCCUUUCUUUCAGCCCGACGACUACGAUCCUGGGUCCUUGCGCGAUAGUGGGCUGGCCUUUGGCGAAUGCGAUCGAUUUGACCACAAAGCGCUUAUGGAGACCAUAGAUGCUUUCAUGACUAGUCCGCAACUGAAAAGCAUCAUGGUUGAUCUCGUCGAGUUCAACCAAGAGAUGAAGUUGCAAUUGAGGGUCGGCCAUGGCAUGGAGCCACAGGUCGCUCACGAGCGCGUGCGAUGGCGGCAUCUGCGGGCCGCUGCGUUACGAAGCCGUCUACUGCAUUAUGCGGCAGUGACUUGGACCGAGGAGGUCUCGCGGCUUGCGCUUUUGACUUGGACGUACAUGGUCACCUCUGUGGUGGGCCGCAGGAGAACAAUGAAGGUCUUGUCUGCCCGGCUGCAGGCUACGUUGAAGAGGAGCUCCGGUAACGCAUGGAAGAGUGAUCCUGUCCUGGUUUGGGCAUUGUUGGUCGGUGCAUGUGCUUCAGAGGGAAAUCGAGGUCGCAGAAAGUGGUAUUGGAAUGUAGCAGCUGCUGUCUACAGCUUGGUCUCAGCCGGAGACAAGCUGAGCAGUGACACUGUCUUUGGCUUGCUUGAUCAAUUCUUGUAUGUUGCGGAGGUGCAGGAAUCUAUGGUGGACCAACUAUUAGGAGAAGUAUCUCUCCCGAGCACACCCUAG